AUGGAUGCGCCGCCGCCAUCGCGCUCCAGGAAAAAGCGCAGGUUCGAGCGAGUGCACGACCAAGAAUUACCACCGGGGGACGGCAGCGCCGGCCUCGAUCUCAUCAACGUCCUCCCCGACGCCGUCCUCUGCACCAUCAUCUCGCUUCUCCCCACCAAGGAAGGAGCCCGCACGCAGGCUGUCGCCCGCCGGUGGCGACCCCUCUGGCGAUCCGCACCACUCAAUCUCGUCGCCGACUCCACCCUCUCCUUGGAGGAGCGCAAGCGCGUCGUCGUCAUCUCCAAGAUCCUCGCCGAGCACCCUGGGCCAGCCCUCCUCUUCAAGCUCCCCAACGUCCGCCGACGCGACCACGACAAGAUCGACGGCUGGCUUCGUUCCCAGGCCCUCACCGAUCUCCAGAUGCUCUACUUAGGGUUAAGGCACAGAGGGCACAUCGGCGAUGACAUACACCGUCUGCAUCUGCUGCCGCCGGCCGCACUCCGCUUCGCGCCCACACUCCGCCUCACCAUAAGCCAGGGCACCAUCUCGGGAGACGCUGUGCAAAACAUGCUCUCUGGCUGCCUCUCAUUGGAAAGCCUUUAUCUGCAAGGCAAUGUUGGCCUUACUCGUCUCUCCAUCAGCUCCCCAACUCUUAGGAGCAUCGGCUUCUCUGCAUAUAGAUCGGGGGCGUGCGUGUGGGCUGACCUUUUACAAGAGCUGGUCAUCGAGGACGCUCCUUGCCUUGAGAGGUUGCUGCCACUCUGGCCACGUGUUGGUCCGCGGACUAUCCGGGUAACCCAAGCACCUAAACUGCAAGUAUUGGGUGUGUUGUCAAACUACAUGUCCAAUCUUGUGUUGUCAGACUCAGACCACAUGUGCAAACUCCACAUUGGAACCACGGUUUUCCAGGAAAUGAUUCCCAUCAGCGUGACCGCCACAGUGCCCACUGUGAAGUUUUUAGCUAUUGAAUUUGAUGGCCCUAAUCUUGAUGCACUAGUUGGCCUCCUCAAGUGCUUCCCCUGCUUGGAGAAGCUGUAUUUUCACGACGAACGGGCACGGAUGAAGAUGAAAAGUGUGCGAAAAUAUGGCCCACCGGAUCCAAUUGAAUGCCUCGAGAGCCAUCUCAAAAGAGUGGUGUUGGAGGGCUACAACGGGGACAUGCCGGAUGUUGAAUUUGCCAAAAUUUUCGUUUUGAAUGCCAAGGUGCUAGAAGAAAUGAAAUUUGGAUCCAUUCACGGAUGCAACAACGAAUGGAAGUCUAAUCAACGCAUAUGGUUACAACUGAGCAGCAGAGCUUCUCAAGAUGCUCGAUUUGAAUUCACAAGUGGUUAUUGUGAGUUUAAUGUCAUAGAUGAGGAGCAUACCCAUGACUUAUCAAUGGCUAAUCCCUUCAGGUGCCUUGAUGCUGCAUGCAAAUUCUUGGUCGCCGUCGCCGUCAGGGACAGGCGAUGCGGCAUGCAGCGCCACCGCGGCAGCCUCUACUGCCGCAGCCACACGCUUCACAACAUCUUCCACUAG
Triticum dicoccoides is the source of this 1497-nucleotide messenger RNA. Its product is annotated as F-box/FBD/LRR-repeat protein At3g26920-like. Bases 1 to 1497 code for a protein of 498 amino acids. The record is from RefSeq and is a predicted model, not a curated record. Gene Ontology annotation, molecular function: protein binding. The transcript is spliced from 5 exons. Lineage: Eukaryota; Viridiplantae; Streptophyta; Magnoliopsida; Poales; Poaceae.